CUUCUUUCCUCCCAAAUUUGCAUAUAUUCCUCCUCUUCUCCUCCAAUUCGACUUUCUGAUACCUCCUCGAUCAACCUCUAUACUAUACGUCUCUUUCCUAUCAUCAUUCUCUACUUCCACUAAUUGCCCGCCAUGUCUGUUCCUACUUACCCCCCUCUUGAGGAGCGUCCUCUCAAGGACACCAUCUGCCUCUUUGACGUCGACGGCACGUUGACUCCCGCUCGUCUUGACGCCUCCCCCGAGAUGCUCUCCCUCCUCCAGUCCCUCCGCCAAAAGUGCGCCAUCGGCUUCGUCGGCGGCUCCGACCUCGUCAAGCAGGAGGAGCAGCUCGGCAAGCCCGCCGGCGCGCCCGUCACCUCCCUCUUCGACUUCUGCUUCGCCGAAAACGGCCUGACGGCGUACAAGCUCGGCCAGCCCCUCGCCUCCAACAGCUUCAUCCGCUGGAUCGGCGAGCCCCAGUACAAGGAGCUCGUCAACUUCUGCCUGCACUACAUCGCCGACCUCGACAUCCCCGUCAAGAGGGGCACCUUUGUCGAGUUCCGCAACGGCAUGAUCAACGUCAGCCCCGUCGGCAGGAACGCCAGCACCCAGGAGAGGAACGACUUCGAGGCCUUUGACAAGGAGGCAAAGGUCAGGCAGAAGUUUGUCGCUGCUCUCAGGGAGCGCUUCGGACACCUCGGUCUCACCUUCUCCAUCGGCGGCCAAAUCUCCUUCGACGUCUUCCCCAACGGCUGGGACAAGACAUACUGCCUGCAGCACCUCGAGAACGAGGCCAAGAAGCCCGACGGCAUCGCUUACAAGAACAUCCACUUCUUCGGCGACAAGACCUUUGAGGGCGGCAACGACUGGGAGAUUUUCAACGACCCCAGAACCAUUGGCCACUCUGUCAAGGGCCCCGAGGAUACCAUGCGCAUCCUGAAAGAGCUGUUCGAUAUCUAG
Molecule: messenger RNA, 939 nt
Organism: Trichoderma reesei QM6a
Lineage: Eukaryota; Fungi; Ascomycota; Sordariomycetes; Hypocreales; Hypocreaceae
Product: phosphomannomutase
Exons: 3
Coding region: 133-939 (268 amino acids)
Biological process (GO): mannose metabolic process; GDP-mannose biosynthetic process; protein N-linked glycosylation
Cellular component (GO): cytosol
Molecular function (GO): phosphomannomutase activity
Source: RefSeq, a predicted model, not a curated record